AUGCGGCGAUUCUCAACCGCAGUCGCCAUUACUGAUCCGCUGGUCAAGUACCAGACACUGGUCAAGACUGGCGUAUAUUCUCCGGAUCCAGCCCAGCACAGACUGGCGAGGCACUUGCGAGACGUUUACCUGCGCCUCAAAGAUUACUCGCCGCCAGUGGGAUGCCUCGAUAGGCUGGACCGAGUCGCUCGCCUCGCGGAACCCCAGCUUCCCGACGAUGCGGAAGCGGGCAGCAUUCUCGCCCGACGCCGCCACAGCAUCUGGGGCAACCCUCUCUUCAAGCACUUGAUUCCGCCCGCAGCGGAUCGAGACCGCCUGGCUCUUGUUCGUCGUCUCAACAACCACGAACUGGCCAUUGACAUUGACUCGCCCAGGGGGCUGUUCCUGUCAGGGGAAGUAGGGACGGGAAAGUCGAUGCUUCUGGAUCUGCUGGCGGACGGUUUGCCCACCCGUCGGAAAAGACGGUGGCACUUUGACGCAUUCAUGCUGUAUGUCUUGUCGCAGCUCGAGAAGCACCGGCAGUCAUGCAGCAGCGGCCCAGUCGGCCGCGAUGCGGAGUUCUCAUUGGUCUGGAUGGCCAAGAAGCUCGUGGACGAGACGCCAAUCCUCUUCCUGGACGAAUUCCAACUACCAGACCGGGCUGCCAGCAAAAUCCUCAGUCAUCUGUUCGUUGCCUUUUUCCAGCUGGGCGGCGUUCUCGUCGCGUCGUCCAACCGCGUGCCUGAAGAGCUGCAGAAGGCUACGGGCAUAGACUACUACACCACUGGCCCGUCAAAGGGACUGAUGAGCAAGCUUUUUGGGAGCCGCUCCCGGUGCAAAGGAGAGCUUUGCGGGCAAAGCAGCGACUUUGCCAACUUCCUGGAGGUGUUAAAGGCACGUUGCGAUUUCUGGCAGAUGGAGGGCGCCACGGAUUGGAGACGGAAGGAGGAGAUGAGCCGCAAGGCCACUGCUCCCGGCGUGACCGCUGCCGACACGACCGCUCCCGACAUGACCGCUGCCCCUGCAGUCCUGGCGUCGGGCGGCGAGGAGGCUGGUGGAGCGGAUGGCGACGAUGGCGGCCGCCGCAUGCUCCCGCACAACUACUACUUGCAUCAGGAUGGCGAUGCGACUCUUGCGUUUGACGAGCGAGUUCGACACGUCGUUGGCUGGCGCACCCCCGGACCUAUUCCGUGGCAAUCUUGCUCGCUCACCGUUUACGGUCGUCGAGUGGUCACGCCACGCCACUACAACGGCUCUGUCUGCUGGACCUUUGGCGAACUCGUCGAAGCCCUCGGCCCGGCAGACUACAUCACCAUGGCCUCGUCCUACCACACCUUUGUCGUCGACAGAGUGCCCGUUCUGACAGUCGUGCAGAAGAACGAGGCCCGGAGGUUCAUCACGCUCCUGGACGCGCUCUACCAAGCCCGCUGCAAGCUGCUCGUCCGAGCGUCAGGUCCGCCGGACGGCCUCUUCUUCCCCGAGAGCCGAGCGCCACCCAGGCACCCCGGCAACGAGGACGGCAGAGACGCGACCUAUUCCGAGACCAUGGCCGAGGUGUACCAGGACCAGACGUCGCCGUUCCGCCCCAACGUGUCCUGCUACGACGCCGGGCCCCCCGCCUCACGGUACGACGCGGACCAGGACGCCGGCUUUGGCCUCGGCAGGAAGGAGGGCGUGGAUUUCGGCAACGCCGGCGCCUUUACCGGGGAGGACGAGCGCUUCGCGUACAAGCGUGCUGUUUCGCGAUUGUGGGAGCUCUGCAGCGCGGCGUGGCACGCUCGAACCGGCGACUGGUGGCAGCCGCUACCGGCCGAGGCGAGACAUUGGGAGGGCGGAGCCGUCUCGCGCCGGCCUGCCGAGCCAGGAACGCCGGCCGCCAAGGCAGACGCGAGCGAGAGCAUGGGGGGAAGCACAGAAACUCACGUAGCCGGGCUUUCGCGAUGGAAAGUCGACAGCCUCUGCAAGCAGUCCGGCCAUCAGUAG
Molecule: messenger RNA, 1962 nt
Organism: Ustilaginoidea virens
Lineage: Eukaryota; Fungi; Ascomycota; Sordariomycetes; Hypocreales; Clavicipitaceae
Exons: 1
Coding region: 1-1962 (653 amino acids)
Cellular component (GO): cytoplasm; mitochondrion
Molecular function (GO): ATP hydrolysis activity; ATP binding
Source: RefSeq, a predicted model, not a curated record